GGCAGGAGGGUGGGGCGGGGCACAGUGGGUGGCGGCCCCUCCCGGUUUCCUCCUCCCGACAGCUGAAGCCGGACUCCGUGUGCGGGGUGUGAGGCAACAUGGGCAGCAAGAGGAGAGAGGCCAGGAACAGGAGGGGCAGGGACAGCCCGGCCCCCACACAGUGCGUCCAGGCCCAGUGCUUUGACCCUCUGGUCCGAAACUGCGUGGCCUGCAAUCUCUUCCGGACGCCAGAACCGAGACCGGCCUCGCCUCCCUCCGACCCUUCCCCUCCCCCGCCGUCUCUUCCCUCCUCCCCCUGCCCUCCCUCUCCGUCCCUUCCCCCAGCAGUGGGGGCCAGCAGCAGCCCGGCGCCCGGGACGGCGCUGCAGCCGCAGGAGUCGGUGGGCCCGGGGGGCGCGGCGGAGGCCGAGGCGGCGCUGCCGCUGCCCGCGCUGCUCUUCGGCGCCCCCGCGCUGCUGGGCCUGGCGCUGGCCCUGGUCCUGGUGGGCCUGCUGGGCUGCGGGUGGCGGCGGCGGCGGCUGCGCGCGGGGGCUCCCCCAGGGACUCCGGAGCCGCAACCCGGCGAGACCCUGGACCAUGUCACCAUCCUCCCCCCGGGACCCCUUGAUGCCACCGCUCCCAUCUGGCCUCCAACCAGAGAAGACACAGCCAACACCCCACCUGCCCACAGUGUCCCUGUGCCAGCCACAGAGCUGGGCUCCACUGAGCUGGUGACCACCAAGACAGCCGGCCCGGAGCAGCAGUAGCGUCGGAGGGGGCAGGAGGUGGCCCCUGUCCCCCCAGUGGGCCGUCAGCCAGGGGCUUGGAGGUUGGAUUCGGCUCUUCACACACCCCCCACUCCCGUGCCCACCUGCCCCUUUUCUGGGAACCACGCUGCUCCCCUGCUAACCCCGCAGAGCCACAGACUACAGACCUCAGACGGCAGGCGUGGCGGCCCUACCGCACCAUAGCAUUUGGCUUAAAACCAGACCAUCUUUGGCGGCCCUCGAAGGUUGUGGCUGAGCUCCCAUGCUUUUGAGUGGCUGGGGCACAUGGCGUAGGAGGUUUUUCUCUAAGUGCAGGGAAGCCACCAUCCACCAGAAUGGAUCUAGGAGAAGGAUCUGGUAGGAGGACGCUUAAUUUACAGCCGGGGACGGAUCUCUUUAAUACGUGCGCUCCCAGCUGUCCUGCUUCUAACCGAUGCAAAUGGUAGCAAGGAGUAACCAGCCCACAGGUUUGCUUCAGGAUUUAAUACACAAUGAUUCUGAUUGUCA
Mustela erminea (ermine) is the source of this 1253-nucleotide messenger RNA. It is a transcript of the gene TNFRSF13C, whose product is annotated as TNF receptor superfamily member 13C. Gene Ontology annotation, molecular function: signaling receptor activity. Gene Ontology annotation, cellular component: external side of plasma membrane. The transcript has 3 exons. The record is from RefSeq and is a predicted model, not a curated record. Gene Ontology annotation, biological process: positive regulation of B cell proliferation; tumor necrosis factor-mediated signaling pathway; positive regulation of T cell proliferation. NCBI's taxonomy places the organism in Eukaryota, Metazoa, Chordata, Mammalia, Carnivora, Mustelidae. The coding region runs from base 99 to 746 and encodes 215 amino acids.